GCGAUGUUCCGCGGCCGCCGCGCCUGGUUCUCGCAGAGCGUCAGCCCGGGCCCACGGGAGCUGUGGGCGGCUGGCGGCGGGGCCCUGGCCCACCGGCAGGACGCCGACUACCUCUUCAGCAGCGAUGCCGAUCACCCAGACACCCGCAGGAUACACGAGAGCCUGGAUUACCUGGAGGGCAGAGCUACCGUCUUCCACUCCCGCUACCUCUCCGCGUGGGCGAGCAGCGGCGCCGGAGCAAAGCCCUUGGUGGUUCUGGGCCACUUUGUCCUGCCACCCGCCUGCCUGCAGGAAGAAAUCAGAAGGCAAAUCGGUGGUUUUAUUUGGGAGCAGGAGGAUGAUUCCCUUGCUGACCAGCCCGACGACAGCCUGGCGGGGGAAGUGCAGGCGGAGAGAAAGGGCCGUGAGGAGGAAGAGGAGGAGGAUGUGCUGGACCUGGCUGAAAGCGAAGAAGAAGAAACAGGCUCCAGAGCUCCCACCCAGGGGGAGUUUCCGUACCGCGCCCUCCAGGAAUACCCCCUGAAUAACAUGGUGACAGGCUACGUCUCCGCCCGCGACAUGAGGAAAUACUCCGGGGAGCUCCGCGACUUCAUUCCUGGCACCUCAGGCUACACGGCCUAUUGGAUCCAGAACGGCAUCAGCAUUCACCCCGACGCCAAGACCAGAACCAAGAGGAAAUUGUAAGUAGCGUGCGGCCGUUGACACCAGCAGCUCCCCUUCCAGCCAGCCACCGGGCGCGUCGGGGAGCUCAGUCCCGUGGUGAGACGCCCGGCUGCCUCCGCGCUCGCGCCCUUCCGCACUCAGUGGUUGGUUGAACCGUCAGGUCUGCGUCCUCCCGGGGUUUUGGUUGGUUGAAUAGUGAAGAGAUUGGUGGCAUCGAGCUGCAAACUCUGAGUUAAAUCUCCGUGGUACGCGGGGGAUUUAUGAGUUAUCCCCGCUUGGCAGCUCGGCACGUUCAAUGUGUAUUUAAAUACCUGCCUACACUUACUC
Messenger RNA from Calidris pugnax (ruff), 990 nucleotides. RefSeq names its product chromosome unknown open reading frame, human C15orf43 (gene TERB2). The coding region runs from base 4 to 684 and encodes 226 amino acids. Gene Ontology annotation, biological process: homologous chromosome pairing at meiosis; meiotic attachment of telomere to nuclear envelope. Lineage: Eukaryota; Metazoa; Chordata; Aves; Charadriiformes; Scolopacidae. Gene Ontology annotation, cellular component: nuclear inner membrane. The record is from RefSeq and is a predicted model, not a curated record. The transcript is spliced from 7 exons.